Striga asiatica is the source of this 519-nucleotide messenger RNA. NCBI's taxonomy places the organism in Eukaryota, Viridiplantae, Streptophyta, Magnoliopsida, Lamiales, Orobanchaceae. The record is from the annotation of a GenBank genome assembly.
AUGGUCGUUCCAGCUCACUAUAUAAACUCGCGGCUCGUCGCUAUCGAUAUUUCGAGUGAUCUCGUGCCAGAUGUCGUCGAAGGACAUGGCCCCUUUAAGGGACUCGAAUUUAUUGGCACCGAAGAAGCCGACGAACGAGCUGUUAUGGGAGAUGGAGACGGGCCGUAUGCGGGCCCGGAGGACGGUUUCGAGGUCGAAGUGGCGGUUGGGGAAGUCGGACGAAGUUUUUGCCACUCAGAAGAGCCGUGGAUUAUGAGGGAGUCGAGGUCUGGACGGUUGGGGUUGGGUUUGGUGGGGUUGGAGAGGAGCCAGUGGGAUAUGACGGCGACUAGGGCCGUGCAGGCGCCUUCGCCGGCGGCUUUCGGGCUGCGCUGGUCGAACGAGGCGAGGAAGACGGGUGCUGUGAGUUUCGAUUGUCCGUCUCGGCUUACGAGCUCCUUUUGUUCCCAGGAGCCUUCUGGGUUGUCUUGGGUGAUGUCUGGUUCUGGAAUAUCUUUCUGGAAGGAGAUAAGGGGUUGA